Pelagomonas calceolata is the source of this 916-nucleotide messenger RNA. Lineage: Eukaryota; Pelagophyceae; Pelagomonadales; Pelagomonadaceae. The record is from the annotation of a GenBank genome assembly.
CUCCUCAUUAACUUUGGCAUUAGUGCUCGCUUCUGCCUCGAAGCUUGCUCACGAAUUGUCGAAAGACACUGCUUGUCGGUGCCGAUCGCUGCAAACGCUUGCAGAGACGAGUAAAUCAAUCAUAAGCAGCAAUGUCCCAGCAGGCUGAUUUUGAGGAGACCGCCGCGACGGAGGCGCAGGACUCGUCGACGGAGGCACCACGUGCGCAAGAGGCACUGCCGGACGCCUUCGACGAGACCGCCGCCGUCCCCGAGCAGCCGCCGGCGCCGCGGCCCAUCGCGACGCAGCGGGGCUCGACGACGACGAUGCUGAAAUGCGUGGUCCUGGGGUCGAGCAACGUCGGCAAGAGUUCGCUGUUGGAACGCUACACGAAGAAUAGUUUUCGGCCCGAGCGGCGGGUCACGCUGGGUGCCGAUUUCGCCUCGAAGGUCAUCGAGGUCGGGGAAGAGCGCGUCCGCCUAGUCAUCUGGGACACGGCGGGGCAGGAGCGGUUCCACCACGGCACGAUCGGCGGCGCAUUUUAUAGGGGUGCUGAUGGUGCCUUGCUUGUGUACGACACCACGGACUUCGCGACCUUCGCCCAGGUCGAAUUAUGGAGACGCGAGCUCCUUCAGCGCGUCGACGGACCGGAGGCGUUUCCGAUCGUGUGCGUGGGCAACAAGAUGGACCUGCCCUGUCCGACACGCAGUGAUGAUGAAAAAGCGGCCGAGGCCUGGUGCGCGGCGCACGGCGUCGGGCUCCUCUUCGCGUCGGCCUGCGACGGCACGGGCGUUGCCGUGGCCAUGGAGGCCGUCGCCGCGCUCGCGUUGGAGAACAAGAAGCGGCGGCAGGCCCUUGGCGUGACGAAGCCGCCGUCGCUGUCGCUCGACGACCUCCACGCGCGCGAGAAGCGGGGAUCGUCAAAUUGUUGUUAAUA